GCUCUCUUUGAGCUGAGCUCGUUGCUGGAGCAAGCAAGCUAGCUAGCUAGACACAGUCGUUGAGAUCGAUCGAGAUCAAUUCUAGAGCAAGAGGGAUUAGUAGUUGGCAUAUGGGAGCGAUGGAUGGAGAGAAGAAGGUGGUGUUGAGGGUGAGGGAGUUCGACAUGGAGAGGGACCUGGCUGCGGCCGAGGAGCUCGACCGCCGGUGCCAGGUCGGCCUGUGCGGCGAUACCGAAGCCGACACCAACAGCGGCGGCAACAAGAGGAUGAAGAAGAAUAAUAAGAAGAAGAAGAGUGGCAUGUCGCUCUGCGUCGAGCAGGUCGGCGACCCGCUGGCGAGGGUCCGCCACGCGCCGGAGCACGUCAUGCUGGUUGCCGAGUAUGGCGAGGAGGAGAAGAUGGUUGGGGUCAUCAAGGCCUGCGUCAAGGUGGUGAGUAGAGGCGGCGGCAAGAAACCACCUUCGUCUUCCUCCAGCUCCGGGAAGCAGCAGCCGUCGUCGCCGCCGCCGGCUUACGUGAAGGUGGCCUGUCUCCUCGGUCUCAGGGUCUCCCCGUCUCACAGGCGGCUGGGGAUCGCGACGGCGCUGGUGAAGCGGGCGGAGGAGUGGUGCCGGGCGCGUGGGGCGGAGCACGCGACGAUGGCGACGACGGCGUCCAACGCGGCGUCGCUGGCGCUCUUCACGGGCCGGUUCGGGUACGCCCCGUUCCGGCGGCCGGAGUUCCUGGGCCGCCCCGUGCACGCGCACCGUCUGGCCGUGCCGCGCGGGCACCGGGUGUUCCAGCUGCCGCCGCCGCUGGCCGCGGCUGCCUACGCGCGGCUGCUCCCGCCGCAGGGCACGGAGUUCCUCCCCGCCGACAUGCCGGCGCUCCUCGCCCACAAGCUCACGCUCGGCACGUUCGUCGCCAUCGAGAGCGACCCGGACCCGUCCCUCCCGCCGUCGUUCGCCGUGCUCAGCGUCUGGGACUCCACCCGCUCCCUCCGCCUCCGCGUGCGCGGCGCGCCGGCGCUGCUCCGCGCGUCGCUCGCCGUGCUCCGCGCGCUCGACCGGUCCGCGCCGUGGAUGCGCGUCCCCUCCAUCCCGGACAUCUUCCGCCCUUUCGGCGCCUACCUCCUCUACGGGCUCCGCCUGUCCGGCCCGGCGGGCCCCGCCCUGCUCCGCUCCCUCUGCCACCACGCCCACAACGUCGCGCGCAAUAACCCGGCUUGCGCCGUCGUCGCAGCCGACGUCGCGCCCGACGACCCGGCCGCCGCCGCCGUCCCGCGCUGGCGCCGCUUCUCCUGCGACGAGGACGUCUGGUGCAUCAAGAACCUCAACAACAAAGACACCAAUGCCAGCGACGACGACGACUGGGCGGCGCCGGCGCCGCCUGGCACCCUGCUUUUCGUCGACCCCCGCGAGUUUUGACGUAGCCAUGGCACCCAUCCAUGCAAGGUAGGCGUAGGCAGAGGCUAACCACCUCAUGAUCUCUGCCAAAUUUUGACAACUACACGUGCAAUGUACAUACACUUGGUACCACAAUGGCAAUGGCAAUGGCCUACCUUGCCAUUUGUGGUAUCGAACCCCCAAACUAAAGUGAUGUCUGUAACGUUAGCAUUUGCUUCUCAAGUUAGAAUAGCGACGAGGUUAAUUUGGCUAGUUUCUUUGUAAUCA
This is a messenger RNA of Phragmites australis (common reed), 1652 nucleotides long. RefSeq names its product acetyl transferase GW6a-like. NCBI's taxonomy places the organism in Eukaryota, Viridiplantae, Streptophyta, Magnoliopsida, Poales, Poaceae. The transcript has 3 exons. The record is from RefSeq and is a predicted model, not a curated record. Gene Ontology annotation, molecular function: acyltransferase activity, transferring groups other than amino-acyl groups. The coding region runs from base 111 to 1406 and encodes 431 amino acids.